Molecule: messenger RNA, 3021 nt
Organism: Peronospora belbahrii
Lineage: Eukaryota; Oomycota; Peronosporomycetes; Peronosporales; Peronosporaceae
Source: the annotation of a GenBank genome assembly
AUGAAACGUAUGGAGCGACUGUUAGAAGAAGAAGAGACACUAGAAACGGACAGAGACGUGGUGAGUAAUAAUGACCAAGUGGUUGCACUUCCUAGUCAAAUUGUAUGGCAGAAUCUAUCUGCAUUACAGGAUUGUCGUAUGACUUUAGACGAGACAUUCGAUAUGUUUAGAUUAAAGAUUCAAGAGAGUGUAGCACUUGUAACUGCUGAUCCAGCACUAGAGAGAACAUUGAGUAGUAAUUGCUCAAUGCCAUUGUCAGAAGAGGAAGAAGAGGUGUGCAGUUCUCCCGAGGGCGAUAUGGAUGGGGAAAGGAUAGAAGAAACAUCAUUUCAAGAUGUUGAACCAGUAAAAGGUCGAAAAGCUGCUGUAGCACUGAAUAAUGAUGUUACUGAAAGAGUACAGCAAGCACUGCAGGAUGAACACGAGUUUAAGCAUUUUAAAGCAAAUGCGCUUCAAUUUGGAACCGGCAAUGAUUCAGCUGAAAGCUUUUACGCUUACUUAGCACAACAUAUCCCAGCACCGGUACUGGACUCAAUUGUGGUGGACUUUGCAAGACUCUUACCUCAAGCGGCGCUAAGAGUACCGCUCUUGAAGGUGCAUUAUGAACAUAUGAAAAACGAAUUGGCAAGACCGAGCGUCGCCAAGUUUCGUAACAAAAGCUACAGCAAAGCAGUCACAUUGCGAACGUUGACGUCGUCAAGUGCCGAUGAAGCUGGCAGCAGUGACGAAGACGGCAAAGAGUACCCCUCGACGAUCCGACUCCGCUCAUUUAACCACCUUAUUUUUGUUAUCCAUGGAAUUGGACAACAUAUUGACUUUCGUGAUGGAGAAUUCAAGUCGUGGAAUGGAGAGACAGAUAUCGAAGGCGGCAAUCACGCAUUUCGAGAUAUUUUUCGCACAAUGCUAGAAACUACCUUUCAAGAUAUUCCAAUGGCACUAGAAAUGCAGUCGAUCGAGUGGCAUGAAGACCUUCAUGAACCAACGGGCUUAGACAACAUUUUUGACCUGAUCUCUCCGGAAGGAGCGUCUGCCAUUCGUGAAUUCAACAAAGAAACGUUCAUGGACGUUCUAUACUAUUUAUCACCCCGGUAUGGACAACUUAUUGUGGAUUCGGUCACUCAGCAACUCAAUGAAAAGUACCGUGUCUUCAUGAACGAACACCCGGGAUGGGAUGGCAAGUUAUCAAUAUUCGCCCACUCACUUGGCUCGAUGAUUUCGUACGAUAUUCUGACACACAAACCGGGCGAUAUCGCCGGUAAUGGCGUGCGUUUCCCUGGUCUGGAAUUUGAGGUUGACAAUUUCUUUGGAGUCGGUUCUCCGGUGGGAGUGAUGAUUUUGGCGAGGGGAGACCUCAAUAUUGACGACGGAAAGUUUACUCCUGGAAUCAAGAUUCCAAAUUGCCGACGGUAUUUCAAUGUUUACCACCCCAUCGACCCGAUUGCUUAUCGUAUUGAACCAUUAAUCAUGCAAGAAAUGCGUGAUAAGGAACCAGUGCAGUUAAUGCAGUAUAGUGCAGUUAAGGAUCAAAGCUUUGGUCGACUGCAGGAAUUGUGGGAAGGUCUAACAAGUCCAGUGCACGGGUUUGCGUAUCGCCAUGACUACGUCAUGCGUCGUCGAAAACGUGAACAAGGUAUGAUGGAGGUAGCUUUUGCUGCUGCCUCCCACUCGUCUUAUUGGAUGAGCGAUGAUGUUGUACUGUUUACUCUCAUGCAAUUAUGUCAGCCGGUGGUUGACAUUCUGCACCGGUACAUGAGUGCACGAGUUCCUUUGCCAAAGCUUAUGAGAAGCAUUGUGAAGCUCACGCCGCAUGCAAAGAUCUUAUUGUCUGCGACAGCCCUCGUUCGCGACCGAUGCACGGGUUUAUCGCGCGAGCAGGUUGUUUUAAUGGACAAGGAUCGUCUUUAUUUUCUAUCCCGACUGAGUGAAGUUGCCUGCCGUCGAAAGUGGCGACUCAAGCUGACUGCGACGACAAGAGCUAUGUAUGGAGAGGACUCAUUUAUGAUGAAGAUUAUCCCGAGCGAGACUUCCGCUUCACCGACUGUACCGCCAGCAUUGAAUAAUGCCGUUCUUCCUGAUGUACACGUUUUUAAGGCUACAUCGACGCCGGUUCGUGACGCUUGGAUGGAGGCAAUUAAUCGAGCAAUCGACAAAGCUGAUGAUGAUUUAACUGCUGGCAAGGCUACCCUAGAUACUGCAAACCUUGUUGAUCUUCCAACUGGAAAGAGCAUCGAUUAUUUCAACGCGAUUAAGGCUGGUUUUGCCAAAGAAAGAACCGCAAACGGGUGGUAUGAUUCGUGGAAUGACCGGUGGCUAGUUUUGCAAGAUGAUUAUCUGUCGUGCUACGAAAACUCGCCGAAGCUCGAUUUUGUUGCACAGUUCCCACUUCGAAUGACGAAGGCGUGCUGUUACGAGCGUGAGUAUCUUAUUCGUGUGGUAGCUCGUCGUGGAGCAGCGUGCGAAAUGCGAGUGCAGAACCAAGAGUCAUUUAACCGCUGGGUAGAAGUACUUGAAAAAAUUCCCACGGUGGAAAUUAUUCGUCACGAAGAUUUGCUGGAAAACAGUCCAUCCUCAGUGCUGAUUAUGUCUGAAAGCUCGAGAGAGAGUUUUGAUGGAGCUAAAAGAGUGGGUCUAGUUGGCGAAUGGUUAAAAACGAAGAUUGAAGGAUACCAAAUUCAAUUCGAUGAGAACGGCCAAGAAUAUGUUGCUUUCGUUAUCCAAGUUGCAUCGUCAACUGCAGGCAGUAGUGUUGUUCAGCGACGGUACUCUGAGUUUGCCAUAUUGCAUCGCCAGCUGCGCAAAAUGUUUCCACACGAGCAGAUUCCUGCACUACCCGGUACAAGGAUGUGGAACAAGUUUGAGCCUAACUAUUUGAAACAGAAGGCUAUCGGACUUCACGGCUAUCUUAAUGAGGUAUGCAAGAGAUGUGCAAAUACACGUGCACUAGCACUAUUGCUGGAGUUCUUAAAGCUUGCACCGCCAGCUUCUUCAGAGCCAGAGGAGAAUAACGAAGAAAAGAGUUAG